AUGCGUGCCAUCCACGCUGCAGCUCAUGGGGCCGUGGUCGCCGAAGUCGAAGGCGUCGAAGGCAGCGAAGUCGAAUCCCACGUCGGCACGACGGAUGGCGACGCGGACGUGGACGCGGCGGACUUCGACGCGCGGUCGUCGUCCAAUGGCGGUGACGAUCGUGGUCUGUUCCGAAUCUACGCCGGCAGGCUCUUCGACCCUGACUCGCUCGCCCUGCUGGCCAACCAGCUCAUCGCCGUCUCCCCUUCUUCCGGCCUCGUCAUCUCCGUCCGCCCGUUCGAUCCUGCGCGUGUUCCAUUUGGCCCCGACGCGAAGCCAGGCCCGUCCGAGGAUCCGCGGGCGAUCGACCUGCGACGGUGUACUGUGCUCCCUGGCUUCGUCGAUGCCCAUGUCCAUCUUUUCCUGAGGCCGUACAGUGAGGUCUCGUGGGACGACCAGCUCACACGAGAAAGCCUCGUUGAGCGCGCGCUACGCGCCGGCGUCCACGCCAAGCGAACGUUGCUGGCAGGAUUCACGACCGUAAGGUACGCCGAGCCACGUCCGCCGACCCCGGGUACUGGUUGUGAGCACCCGGCGGAUAUUAAUGAACGACGCGCGGGAUUCCAUUUUUGGAACAGGGAUCUAGGCACUGAGGGCGCGGCCGAUGCAGACAUAGCGUUGCGCAAGUGCCUCUCUGGCCCGGACCCGCUCAUCCCUGGACCUCGAUAUUUUUGCGCGAAUCGUGCCAUCGUGUCCACGGGCAGCUACGGGCCGAAAAGCAGCCUGUAUGUCAAUCGCGAGGGGAUCGAUGGCGUCACGGGCGCGGAGGCUGCAGACGGGGUCGCCGAGUGUGUCAAAGCCGUCCGCAGGCAGGUCGGCGCAGGCGCAGAUUGGAUCAAGAUAUAUGCGGACUACCGCUUUCGCUCCAGGAUCGUCGACAGCGCCCCCUUACUCGCCAAAGCAUCUGUUCCCCUGUUUACCGCAGUAGAAACUAGGGCCAUGAUCGAAACCGCACACUCGCUAGGAGUCAAAGUGGCCGCUCAUGCGACCAACAAAGCGACAGUCGAGACCCUUCUCACCCAGGGGAUCGAUUCCAUCGAGCACGGAUACGACCUCUCCAGCGGCAUCGCACCGGAAUUGCUGCGGCGCACCUCGCAGAAGAGCGACAACGGGACUGCGGUCUGGGUGCCCACUUUGGCCGCAUACUACACUCUCGCUCAGAACCAAGGCGACCACGCGGUCUGGACGCGCGCAGCCAACUCGUUCCGCGCAGCGUUGAAGGCAGGAAUCGACAUCAUCGCAUGCGGUGGGGACACCGGAGUGUUCGCGCACGGCGACAACGCGCUCGAGAUGCAGCUCAUGGUGCGCCUCGGAGCCGACUGGCGUCGAGUCCUCCGUUGGGCGACGCUCGGCGGGUGGCAUUGUGUGCGCUCGAUGGCUUGGGAGGGCGACGCUGGGAAAGAGCGAAUGAACAAAGUCGCCGGCCUUGGAGAGGAUCCGAGGGUGGUCGGAGACAACGAAGUGCCGUUCGGAUUAAUCAAGAGAGGUUGGGCAGCCGACUUGAUUGCGACAUCUGGAGAUUUAGAGAAUGCAUUCGAAUAUGCCGUGGCAAAGAACAGCAUUGUUUUCGUCAUGAAGGGGGGGGGGUGUACAAGCAAGGCGGGAAAGAAGUGUCUGUGUCUUGAAUUCUCCGGUCGACCUUGCAUUUCUACCUUGUGGAGCUCCCUCCCAGUUCUAGACAUCCUAUCCUUGGAAUAACACUGCUCUACUGAGCGUACCUUCAAUGUGUUAGAGUAGUAUCAAGGUUGCGCUUAAUUUGCGCAGGAAUCAGACAAUCAUCUGAGCGCAUCUC
Heterobasidion irregulare TC 32-1 is the source of this 1831-nucleotide messenger RNA. RefSeq lists its product as uncharacterized. NCBI's taxonomy places the organism in Eukaryota, Fungi, Basidiomycota, Agaricomycetes, Russulales, Bondarzewiaceae. Gene Ontology annotation, molecular function: hydrolase activity, acting on carbon-nitrogen (but not peptide) bonds. The record is from RefSeq and is a predicted model, not a curated record. The transcript is spliced from 5 exons. The coding region runs from base 1 to 1737 and encodes 578 amino acids.